AUGGUAGCAAGUGGACGUCAAAAGUCUUCUAUUCAUGCCGGAAGGUUCUCCGACAGCGCUCAUGGCACAAGAAUGAUCCUCGACAACCCUCUGCUCUUCUACACACGUAUCGAUGACGACAGGGAGUGGAAAGACCUUGACGUCAACAGGAUAUUCCGGCUUCAAUGCUUUCGUCAUGGCGGCAUUGGAAGGAGCGUGAAGACGGUCCAGCGCUUGCUCGAGAUCGCGAGGACGAAUCAGGGAUACAACUUGAAUCCUCCUCUCGGUCUCAGAGGAGCAGUCCCUUGGAAGUUUCGAGUGGUCACUGUUCCAAUCACACAAGACAAGGAGGAAGAGUUGCGCAUUUUUGCCAGCAUGAAGCAACUCAGCGACGUCUCGCAUGCACAUUGCCCGGGGUUGCCUUUCUGGCAGGUAGCAGGCAGCAACAACCUGCUGCAUGCCAGGAACGAUUUCAUCAGCCUUGUAGCUGAUCUCAACUACAGUUUGACCGGGGACCGAAUCUCGCUGGCUUUCUAUGGGGAUUUGGAGGUAGAGAAGGCAGAGUUCUCCCGCAGCGUCAAGGAACUACUUCGAGUGAUUGCAGAUGAAGUGAAGGCUCGUGGUUUGGUCCACUGUGAAAUCUCACAGAGUCAACAGAACGGCUGUUCUCUUUCUCCGAAUCCUUCCAGGCUCUCAGGACUCGAUGGUCAACAGUUCUUUCCUUUGGAUGCAGAGGAGUACAAUGUGCAAUACCUCAACGCCUUCUCUGUGUUGUGGACGGAUGUUAUGCAACUCGUUGUUUUCAUCACCUUGUCUCCAAAGCUUCUGCUUCGCUGUGCACAAGUCUGCAAAGCUUGGUCUGUGUUGGCUUCUCACGACGUUCUGUGGAUUGGGCACUUGAACCAUCUGAACCAAUCGCUUCGGAUUCUCGAUAAGAACCAACUGCAGGCAUCUGUUGGAAAGAUCGUGGCAGACGGCCUGGUGACCUACAAGUACCUGUACAAAGUUACAUUCCUUGAGGCAUUGAGGAGGAAGAGAGAGGAAGGGGAUCACUCUUUCAAGGACCUCUCAAGUCUUGAGAGGAGGCUCCGUCUCUCCGAGGCAGGGGAUCACGACAUGCGGCGGCUCAUGCUGCGCGGCCUCUACGGCAUCACCAAUGGAUUCCGCAACGGCCUGAAGGACAUAGAGGACGGGAUCACCUUCGCCGGUCGAGAUAUGAGGAUGGGGACGAUCGGCGGUGCGCUCACAGUAGGGACCAUGGCCGCAAAAGUUGGGAACAAGGUUCCGAUCGGAGGGCAGGUGGCGAAAAGAGCGUGUGCUGUUGGAGGAGCCGUCAUCGGAGGACUCACCGGGGCCCUCGGCGGAUCCAUCGCGGGCACCAUCCAUAAAAGCGCCUGGCAGGUUCCCCGCUUCGUGUCGGGAUGCGUCGCCAAACCGCUGCACAGCCUCGCUGACAUCCUUGAGGAGACAGCUCAUGCCAUCAACCAUGCUCCCGAGGAUAUGUUUGGAGAGCUCAGCGACCAGAACCAGUCAUAUGCCUUCACCAACGGCUCAGAGGUGGGCUGGAUGCAGGACAAGAACGCCGCUUUCGUCCGAGAGUUGGACUCCGGUCUCAAGCUCUUCUACGCUCAUGUUCAGAAAGGCUUCACUGGUCUGUACAAGCAUCCGCAUCAUGGCGCCCAAGCGGAAGGGAUCGCGGGCUUUGCAACAGGGAGUGGGAGAGCUGUAGCAGGUUGUCUGUGCAGCCCGCUAGCUGGAAGCUUGUUUGUUGGACGGGCCCUGGCACGAGGAGUGGCUCUGACGCUAGAGGCGCCCCUUGCUCUUCCUGAGGCUGCCGAUGAACUGGACUUUGAUGAAGUUCAUCCGGAUCAGGAGGCGAGGACGAGCCUGCAUGCCUCUGAAGAGCCGCCAAUGCCGGACGCGGCAGGGAUGGACGCACUCGACGUGUCAGUGGGCAAGAAGAUCAAGAAGUUACCCGCCGCCGCUGGCUAG
Messenger RNA from Guillardia theta CCMP2712, 1971 nucleotides. RefSeq lists its product as hypothetical. NCBI's taxonomy places the organism in Eukaryota, Cryptophyceae, Pyrenomonadales, Geminigeraceae. The record is from RefSeq and is a predicted model, not a curated record. The coding region runs from base 1 to 1971 and encodes 656 amino acids. The transcript is spliced from 11 exons. Gene Ontology annotation, molecular function: protein binding.